AUGGCAAGUGAGGAAGAGAGUUUUCUUGUCUUAGUGCAUUGCUCUGGGAAAAUUAAAAAAAGCAAAAAAUAUGGUGUGAAGUUCACUGGUAGAGAACCAUUGAGUGUAUUCAUCAGUUCAUCAAGCACUUUGUCAGAUGUAAAGAACAGCAUCUUACAGAAGUUUGGGAUAUUUGGGAGCAAGUGGGUGAAGAAGCUAUUCUACAAGAUUUCCAUCGCAGUUGUCUCGACCGGUGUUAAGUAUGAUAUGUUUGUGCUAACGGCCGAUGAAGAUAUUAGGUUUCUUUUUCAUUAUGUUAGGAGUUUUCCGGAGGUCAGAAUACACGUGUUGUAUGCAAAGUUGGAGGUUGGUGUCGAUAGUUUUGGGGCAUCAGCUCCAGUUUAUAGCUCGACUGCUGCGGGCGGUGCAUCUAGUUCGAUGCCUGCGGCCGGGCCAUCUGUUUCGCAGGUCGCAUUCCCUUCCUUUGCGGCUGAUUUAGAUCGAACGGAGGCAGUUGCUUCUGUACCAUUGGAGAAUCCUGGGGUUUGGCAGCAGGCAUUUGAGGUAGAUACCGGUGGUGGCAUGAUUCAUGAUGUUCAAGGCUUUGGGGAACCUGAUCAAAUAGAGAAUGCAAUGCAGGACGAUGACUCUGACCAAGAGCCUGUAGAUAUCAUUGGGGACAGCGAUGAUGAACAGGUGCCAAUCCUCAUACACAGCACGGGCCUUCAAAUUGGGCAAUCAUUCCAGAAUAAAGAUAAAGCUGUUCUGAGUGUGAAGGACUAUAGCAUCCGUCGAGGUGUUGAGUACAGAGUAUUGGAAUCGGAUCAUCUGAAGUAUCAUGGAAAAUGUAAGGAGUUCGGCAAGAGUUGUAGUUGGUUGAUUCGCAUAUUGCUUCGUGCACGAAAGGGCACUUGGGAGGUUAGGAGGUACAACGGUCCACACACUUGCUUGGCCACCUCUAUUUCCAGUGAUCACCAACAACUUGAUUACCACGUUAUCUGUGUGAGGAUUUAUUCGUUGGUUAGGGAGGAUGCUGUGGUUACGGUAAAGGUCUUGCAACAAGCAACAGAAGCUUAUUACGUGUUCAGGCCUAGUUACAGGAAGGUUUGGAUGGCAAAACAGAAGGCAGUAGCAUAA
Arachis duranensis is the source of this 1116-nucleotide messenger RNA. RefSeq lists its product as uncharacterized. Bases 1 to 1116 code for a protein of 371 amino acids. Lineage: Eukaryota; Viridiplantae; Streptophyta; Magnoliopsida; Fabales; Fabaceae. The transcript has 2 exons. The record is from RefSeq and is a predicted model, not a curated record.